Messenger RNA from Penicillium oxalicum, 1437 nucleotides. Its product is annotated as serine/threonine-protein phosphatase 2A activator. Gene Ontology annotation, cellular component: nucleus; cytoplasm; protein phosphatase type 2A complex. The record is from RefSeq and is a predicted model, not a curated record. NCBI's taxonomy places the organism in Eukaryota, Fungi, Ascomycota, Eurotiomycetes, Eurotiales, Aspergillaceae. Gene Ontology annotation, biological process: mitotic spindle organization. Bases 1 to 1437 code for a protein of 478 amino acids. Gene Ontology annotation, molecular function: peptidyl-prolyl cis-trans isomerase activity; protein tyrosine phosphatase activator activity. The transcript has 3 exons.
AUGAGUGCGGGCGGGGUGCCUGUUCGUGUCCUGGCGGUCUUGGACCCUUCGGCCCCUCAUGAGUUUGUCGAACCGACCAAAAGAAUCAAUGAGUCGCAAGAUGUCCCGGCCUUUUUGACCUCUAAAGCAUACUCGGAUAUCAUGACCUUUGUCCUGCAGCUAAAUCGAGCAAUGUUCCCCACGAAGCUCCCGGAUGGUUCCAUGCAAAGUUGGCCGUUGGAGUCGGAGGCUGUUCAAUUCUCUGCCCCGAUCCGCCAACUACAAGUCCUGCUAUCAAAGGUCGAAGAUAUAGUGCAGGAGGUCCCGCCUGACAGUGGGCCUCGGAGAUUCGGAAAUAUCAGCUUUCGAAAAUGGCAUGAGGUCUUGGCGAGUCGAGCACCUGCAAUGCUGAGAGAGUGUUUAUCAGCGGAAUUGUUGGACAGACCUUCAUCUUCGGCUGGCGGAGUGACGGCAGAAGCGGAGCUUGAGGCAUAUUUCCUUGGGAGCUGGGGAAGUGGACAACGACUUGACUAUGGUACAGGUCAUGAAUUGAGCUUUUUGGCAUUUCUAGGUGCGAUCUGGAAAUUGAACGGAUUUCCGCAGUCUGAGUUUGGAGUCGAGGAGAGGGCUCUUGUACUAGGGGUGAUUGAGCCAUACCUUGAGCUUAUAAGGCUGUUGAUCAAGACCUAUACCCUUGAGCCAGCGGGCUCACACGGCGUGUGGGGCCUCGAUGACCAUUCGUUCGUUCCAUACAUAUUUGGCUCUGCUCAACUGUCGCCCGCGAUUGAUUAUACGGAUCUCACUCCAGAGGAGGGCUCGGCUCCUGGCGCGCCUGAUCCGAGUCAUGUUGUCAAGCCAGCGAUUGUGGAGCGCGAGAGGCGGCUCAAUCUUUACUUCUCGGCCAUCGGAUUCAUAUACGACGUGAAAAAAGGCCCCUUCUGGGAACACAGUCCAAUGCUCUAUGACAUUUCGGGCAUUCGAGCUGGCUGGGGCAAAAUCAACAAGGGUAUGCUCAAAAUGUACAACGCCGAGGUUUUGAGUAAAUUCCCUGUGGUGCAGCACUUUCCCUUCGGAUCACUUUUCAGCUUUGAUCGCGACCCCAGUGCUGUCGCACCACCAACGACCGUCCACACGACUUCUGGCCCUCAGGGUCGGCCUGUCGCACCGGAUGCCGGCCCACCAACCACUUCAGCUCGGCCCAGUGCUGACGCUAGUACCAGAGCUCCCUGGGCAAACGCGGAAUCUCACACUCCAAGCACGCUGCCGAUGAGAUCAACGGCAGCGCCUUGGGCAGCGGCGCGAUCGACAGGGGUACUCGGUAACAAACCGGUGCUUCCGGACACCUCCCGCCUGCCCCCAGGCCCAAUGGCCCCAACCAGAGCUCCGUGGGCAAAUGCGGGAAAUCCACCCUCAGCACAAAAUCAAGAUGGGCCUACCAGGGCGCCAUGGGCGAAAUAA